GUCAUCGCCGACUAUUUUUUAACGGUUGCGAAUAUACAAGCAAUGGAAUUAGCACCAUUCAGCCAGUCGCUCGUUGGCCUACACGCGUGGAACAUUCGCACGCGCGCUGCUGGCAGCUUACAAUUUUCCCGCCGCGAAUUCAAAAUCUUACGUUCCUAAUUUGAAAAACGUGUUCACUGUCCUGCCAUUGCUACUUUUAAAUAAUGCCUAAAAAGAAAUAAAGUACGGCGUGCGUAUUUAAAUUAAUAACGUUAUGCGUUAAAAUUGUGAAAUCGUGCUAAUGACAUUGCAAACUGCGAGUUGAAACAGUGAUAUUUUCUCUUCUUAACAUUCUGUUAUACUUAGUAUUUUGUGAAACUUUGAAAACUUUCAGUUUCGUGAAAUUUAAUUUCGCGGAACGCCACACCAAUAUCUUUAUGAUAGGACCAUACAUGAAGUGUCAACAUUUCUACCCCAAACAUUAUGAUUUACAAAUGGAUAUUAUGAUAAGAGUGAAGUGUUGCCAAGAAACUAAAAACCCAAAGUGACGAAGUGCCCUAUCGGUGUUUCUAGUGCCGAAUCUCACAUUGACGUGCAGUGACGAGUCCAGCAUGUCCGACAAGACGACGUCGUCGGUGGGCCCGCGGAGCUUCGAGACGAUCUCGGAGGAGGACAACGAGUCGCCCUGGGACGCGCUGCUGGGCGCCGCGCCGCCGAUACCCACUAUAAUAAAGACUAACGCUUCGAGUACGACGAUCGAGGAGGUGUCGGCGCACCCGGCGGCAGACGUGGAGGCGAGCAAGCUGUCGCGGUCCAAGAGCCUGAGCCAGCGGCGCAACAGCAGCGGGCUGCUGGCGUCCAUCCCGCGCCAGCUGCGCAACUCCCUGCGCGGCGUGCGCAGCGAGCCCUCCAGCGUCAAGGACGUGCCCACCACCAGGAACGAUAGCUCUCUCAACCUUCUGCUUAGAUACCGGCAGGCGCGGUACGCGGCGCGGCGCGUGCGCAAGCGCGUGAUCUUCAAGCACGGCGACUGCAACGUGGUGCAGUGGAACGUGGCCAAGCGCCGCCGCCGCUACCUGCAGGACAUCUUCACCACGCUGGUGGACGCGCAGUGGCGCUGGACGCUGCUCGUGUUCGCGCUCUCCUUCAUCCUCUCCUGGCUCAUGUUCGCCCUCAUCUGGUGGCUCAUCAUCUUCACGCACGGCGACAUCACCCCCCCGCCGCCCUCCCCCAACACCACCUUCGUCCCCUGCCUCAAUGGGGUCACCACCUUCACCGGCUGCUUCCUGUUCUCCGUGGAGACGCAGCACACCAUCGGCUACGGCUCCAGGACCACCAACGAGGAGUGCCCCGAGGCCAUCUUCGUCAUGUGCAUUCAGAGUAUUGUUGGCGUCUUCAUUCAAGCAUUUAUGGUUGGAAUCGUGUUCGCAAAGAUGUCUAGACCCAAAAAACGAGCUCAAACCCUGCUAUACUCCCGCCACUCCGUCAUCUGCCUGCGGGACGGCCAGCUCUGUCUCAUGUUCCGAGUGGGAGACAUGAGAAAGUCCCACAUUGUGGAAGCGCACAUAAGAGCGCAGAUUAUCCGCCGCAAGGUGGGUCUAAUAUUCGCAAAGCUGGCGCGGGCCAAAAAGCGUAACACCACUCUCCUGUUCUCUCGGAACGCGGUCCUGUGUCUCAGGGACGGGGAGUUCUGUCUGCUAUUCCGAGUCGGGGACAUUCGCAAGUCGCACAUUCUAGAGGCACACGUUCGUGCGCAAAUUAUUCGGAAGAAGGUACUGUCUUCAAAGAUCACGCGCGAGGGCGAGGUGCUGCCGUUCUACCAGCAGGAGCUGAAGGUGGGGGCGGACGGGGAGGAGGACCGGCUCAUGUUCAUCUGGCCCAUGACCAUCGUGCACAAGAUCAACGAGAAGUCCCCGCUGUAUGGGCUGUCCGCGUCGGAUAUGCUGCGGGAGCGGUUCGAGAUUGUCGUCAUGUUGGAGGGAGUGAUCGAGUCGACGGGCAUGACGACGCAGGCCCGCAGCAGCUUCCUGCCCUCGGAGAUCCUGUGGGGGCACCGCUUCGAGACCAUGGUCACCUUCAGGAAGGACACCGGUGAAUAUGAGGUGGACUACACGCGGUUCAACAACACGUACGAGGUGGACACGCCGCUGUGCUCCGCCAAGCAGCUGGACGAGCUGCGCGCCACCAUGUCCACCUCGCAGAAACUGGAUCGCAUGCUCGGCACCAUCCCGAAGACAUUCUCCAACGACACGCUGGACAUGAGCUCGGUGGACUCCAUGUCGCUCGACGAACACAUCGAGAUCAAGAUCCCCGAGGCACGCGCCCGCGAGAACAGACUUAUGGCGCAAAACAACUUCUCCAUACAACACAUCAACGAGAAGUCCAGAAACUACAGCCAUUCCCACUUAGCCGUUGAGAAUCAGGAGUUACCUCGGGUCGAGUCGAAUACUGGGAAGAAUAAUGCGAGUGGGGAUCAGAGGGUACCAGGCGAUCAUAGGGAUAGAGAGGUUCAUAGAGCGGAGGCCAAGGAGCACGGCCACAUGCAUAGAAGCCACAGCCACGCGAGCAUGAAGAAGCAUGUGCACACGCCCAACGGCGUGGGACAUGCCGUCAACGGACACGAUCACAGAGUUGAUGACAAGAACAGAAUAAAAAAGUAAAUCCCCGAGUGACAACCACCUGCCUGAAAAGCCCGUGAUUCCAAUCCUCGUGACGUCAGCACCGGACGCGGAGGUGUGAUGAGUUAGCUUUUUGAAUUAAGAACACUUAUUGGUAAGGCCACUAGGAAAAAUAGAAAAAUAAAUUGCAGUCUUGACAGCGCGUUUUUCGUACGUAGAACGGAAUAAGUAAGGCCACUAAGAAAUCAGAGAAAUAAAAGGGCCACGAAAUAUAAUUAGGUAUUGUCUUCGUCACAGGACUUUUGAAAUUGUAGAGUCAUUACAUUAGUUUUGAAUGUAGAAUUAUUUCGAUUAUAGUAGUUUAAUUGCCUUUUAAAAAGUUAGGGAUGGAUAAGAAUAAAAGGAGAUGUAAGAGAUUUGUUUGUGAAAGAAUACUUACCGUUGUAGAUGUUGAAGGAAAAAUACUAAGGAAAUAUUUCAAAGUCAAAAAUUUAUGGGAGGUAUACAAGAUAAUUUAUGGAAACGUGCCAAGUUUACGUGAUAUUAAUCGCUUAUAAUAUAUUCGCCUAAAAUUUUAAAGGCUAAAUUUGCUAAAAAUAUUAAAUGCAUAAGUUGACCAAGUGUUACUUAAUUGAAAUAUAUGUAUUUACAGGGUUGUACUUAGACCAAGUAUUUAUAAAUGUUCAUUAAUCGUAAUAAUUAGGAUUAACGAGUGACGAUGAUCGGGCAAAUAUCCAAAAACUUACAGUUCAAAUUUAGCUUUUACGACUCAUGAUUUUAUUUUCCUAAUCGUCUACUUACUUAACUUGAAAAAUAUAUUAUUCAUUGAAUUGGUAUAAUUAGAUAUAUUGAGCUUCCUAAAUAAAUAAAUAAAAUUGAGUAGGUAUUAUUAAA
This is a messenger RNA of Plutella xylostella (diamondback moth), 3491 nucleotides long. NCBI's taxonomy places the organism in Eukaryota, Metazoa, Arthropoda, Insecta, Lepidoptera, Plutellidae. The record is from RefSeq and is a predicted model, not a curated record.